UGUCGGCGCCUCAUAUGGCUCAUGUUGUGCUCCAGUCUCCUCAUACUCUGCCUCUUCCUAUGCUAUCAAGUAGUCCAGGGCUAUCUCCUGCAGCCGAAGACAGUCACAUCAAGGUCGUCCACGAAACCAUCACCGAAUACCCAGCCAUCACGGUCUGCAACCUCAACCCUUUCCCCCUGAAGGACUCCGUGCCCAAGGGGUCCGUGUGGGAGCAUUUGGUGGAGCUCGAGGCGGACUUCGAUCGCCAAAUCCUGCGACGGCCUCGGCUACAGCACCCACUACGGCGCCGGCGGGGUUCCAGACUACUUCGGGGACCAGUACGACUACGGGGACUACGAUUCCUACAACGACACGAGCUACCCCGACGGCCGCAACGAUUCGACCUCUGGCGAUGACCUGACGCGGCGCAGAAGGUCGACUCACUCCUUCAGCGACUUCGAGGACCUCAUGGACGACCUCGACCUGCGUCCUUUCGACCUGAAGGAGGCGUCGAAGGGAAGAAGGAAGGCGAGAUCCGCGGCCACUGGUGGAACGAGCAGCCAGGGUGGAACGGACGGUGGAACGCAGGGUGGAACUGGGG
Messenger RNA from Penaeus vannamei (Pacific white shrimp), 580 nucleotides. The record is from RefSeq and is a predicted model, not a curated record. NCBI's taxonomy places the organism in Eukaryota, Metazoa, Arthropoda, Malacostraca, Decapoda, Penaeidae.